Molecule: messenger RNA, 3592 nt
Organism: Schistocerca gregaria
Lineage: Eukaryota; Metazoa; Arthropoda; Insecta; Orthoptera; Acrididae
Exons: 12
Coding region: 181-3249 (1022 amino acids)
Source: RefSeq, a predicted model, not a curated record
AACGAAGGGGAAAAUACCAGAGGAAGAGUGGUUGAGUAGAAAAUAAUUUUGCAACCGUUUUGACAGGCAUACCAGGUGUUAGAUUCAAUUUCACGAAGAAUUUCAAAUCUUUGCGCUUUUUGUUCAUUGCUAGUUGACGCUAGUUUCAUCAAGGCAGUAGAUCAUCAGCUGAGUUUUUUGAUGCAGCAACAGGAACUUCAUGAGUCUGGGAUUACCAGUCCUGAAGAAGUCCCUGGACCACAAGAACAAAUUCAGGCUGCUGUUGGGAGAAGCAGUUCACCCAGAGGUACACCAAAUUCUGGUACAAAUCCGGCGAGGCACAGGAUUCGUGUUUCAAACCUAUUAGGCUCAAGUGUGGAAAAUUUUAGGUGUUCGAAAGAGCGGAGGUCUGGCAAUGGCUGUUCGAAAUUACUGGGAAUAAGAAGCAAACAAUCCAAUGGGCUGUCUAGUCCAGCACCAUAUUUAUUGCCUAAAGCUGGUGGAGCUUGGAAAAACAGGAGAAAGAACGAGUCCGUCUGUGCGAAGGCAGCCGAUUUCAAUAUCCUGGAUAAUCCGGGAUCGUGGCCAGCUCUAGCUUCUACGUCGAACAGUGAUGCAGGGAAUGUGACUGCAGUGCCAGAAACGACAGAGAAAAUGGGGCUCGCACAAGCAAAGACGGCGGUGACAGAGGAGGGAGCAGGUUGUCAGGGAGCAAGCGGAGGCUCCCUCAGCGAAAUUUCUUCAGCAUCACCCACAGCUGGUGGUUCAGGGGACUGGGCAUCUGUCGUCCGUCAGCAUUCCUCCUCACCUGCAGACGACGGCUGUGGGACACUGGAGACCUCAGCCAAAAGUGUACCUCACUCUGAGUCGUCUUCAGAAUCUCUACACUGCAAAGGACCCUGCCGGAGCUCGGUACUGCGGCCUCUUCUGUGCAAUACGGGCACUGCCAUUACUGGAUCUAGGAGCUUCUCUGAAAUUCUGGGCAGUGGGAGCGGGGACCUCUGCCGCCGUGCGCCAUCCAACAUGGCAGUUGGCACUGAAAGAGGAAGAACUCCAAGACCCGACUGCAGAGCUGGUGCCUUUGUCAGCACCUACCAACGUGGGCGUCGUAAGUUGCCAGUAAUAUCGACCAAGUACCGUUAUGUGGCCUCUCAGCGAACUACUCGGACAGAUCCUAGUUAUCGCCAUCAGCAACAGGGUAUUGUGCUAAAUGCUUCAGCGUCUACGUCACAGAAGGCAGCCACGGGGUCACCAGUUUCUGGCAUCGGUAACAGGAUGCAAAGUCCAGCCUGCAGUGACGAUUUCUCUGGGAUGGCCUCCAAGAGUGGAGGAAGCACUGCUGGAACACAGGUUUUACUGAAAUCACCAGGAACCACAGCAUCAAAGAGCAUUUCUAGCAGUUCACAGCUGACUGUACACAAAUCUAUGGAACAAGGAGCAAGAUCACCUUACAAGAAGGACAACACUCAAUACUCUAUUGAUUCUUCUGCAGUAGAUGUCAGUGCUGGGAGGAAAAAGACAACUCUGAGAAAAACAACUCUUAUUCGACAUCCGAGAAACAGGGCUCAGAUGCCUAUGGUAAGAUCAGCACAGUAUACCAAUUCCAGUUUUGAGGAAGAUCCAAAAAUGUGUUAUACAUUGGGAGAUGGGAGAAAAAUAGUGUUUUCUCCAAAUGCUGUGAACACACCACUAAAUAAGGCUAAAAAGGUUCAUGAAGAAAAAAGAAAAGCUGCCAGUGGUGGAAGUAACACACCGUCUAAUGACACUGAAGAAGGACCUUCAGAAGCAGGAAAAGAGGCUGUCAGAUGUAAUUCAGCAACAGAAGCUAAUAGGGCCUCUGUAAAGGAAAAUAAAGCACAGAAUGAAACAUGCGCCUUCGAUACACCAGAUAAGUACCAGGAAACAGCACAGCAGUCACCACAAAAGUCUGCAACAGCAGCGGCAGCGAUCCAGUGUUCUAUUCCGAAUGGAAGGGCAGCUACUAAACACCAGCAGGACAGCUCAGAGUUACAUGCCAUGGAAGAGAUGCUACUGGCUCCAACUUCGGCUCUGCCAGUUGCAACUAACAACUUCCAGGCUUCCUAUGGGGGGCCUGCAGCUAAGCCACGUCUCUAUCGGGAGCAACACCAGCAGCAGCAACAACAACAGGGGCAGCAGCAGCAGCAGCAGCAUCAGCAACAACAACAGCAGCAGCAGCAGCCACAGCAGUUCUCAUAUGGUGCAGAGACAUACCCCGAUCACUACCAUCAGAGCUUCCCUGAUGGGCGACUGAGCUUAUUUGAUUCCGUGCCAAAUAGGUGUGCAGUUCAGUCUUCUAACGCAGCUGGUAUCCGUCAUGGUCAUUACGUGAGGGACAUGCUGAGUCGUAUCGAUGAUGUGCAGCAACACACACAGCAUUUCAGUAGCAAUCAGGAUAUCCGCACCAACAGGACAGUGUUUGAUACCAGUGUCAACUUACUGACUGAGGCGUCAGUGCUCGGAGGCUGUGCAACUUCAGUUAGAACAGCUGCUGUUGCGGUGUCCAGCAGGGAGCAGUAUCACCUGCUGAGGUGUGAGGGCUGCAGCGCGACUGUACCUGUCCUGCUCCCAUCUGCUCCCGAGGAGAUCCUCACUUGCAGUUCUCUUAGGUGUUUGGUGCAGUUACAAACUCACUUUGGUAUAAAGGCAAUUCCAACACAUGCGGAGCCACCAUUGCAACUGUUUACCUCGUCGGUGGGGCUGGUGCCUAUACGUGAGGUGCCAGUGACGUAUCCAUUGUCGAAUGCAUCUGUUCAACAGCCAUUUCUGAUGGACCUUCAACAGUUUGUACAGCUUAAUGACCAGCAACAUAAUAUGGUUACAUUGGACAGAAUAUCUACCAAUGACAUGCCCAUAUCAGAGCCAGCACAGAGGGCAGUCCCCAUCGACCGAAAUUCUGCACGAUUUGGAGAUACAUGGACUCCUUUUGGACACCCACCUCUACUGUGGCAUGACUGGUCCCAGUACAGCUCUAGUCUACAACCUUCAGAUUUUGCAAUGCCUGAAGUGGCCCCUGGAAUAAUUGUGGAGCCACAACAACCACUUUGCAACAGGGAACAGAACAGUUCUUCUCUGCAUACAUCCACUGAUGGCCUUCAGCUACAAGAAGGUAACAACAAUGUGAAUACAGCAUUCUAUCCUCCGAGUAGGAGGAGCGUGUCAACACCAUUGGGGCACUACAGCAGUGGUGCUGAGCUACACCCAAACAAGAAUAUUGCCUGUGUAAAUGUUGAAGGACAGUACUACUCUUAAACAAUCUACACAUUUUCCCAUUACAUGUGGGAAACUUGGGUUGUAUUAGGUUGAUGUCCUCAUUGCUUAUAAAUUGCACUUAGUACUGGUGCAAUAAAAUGUGAUAUGCUGAACUUGAUUUGUGAAGUUCUUGCUGUCUGUGAAGAAAAUAAUAUCCAGUGCAUUGUCACACACUUAUGCUACUUUAUAAGUGCAGUCAAUAGUUGCUUGUCGUUGUUGACUUAACAUUUUGGUAUGUUUUUCGCUAACAAAACAACAACUUUCAUGUUUAUUUAUUUUUCCAAGAUGUAGAUAUUAAAUUGUAUGAACCCAAUAAAAAAUUUAAUUUAUAAACGCUUUCUGA